UCCGCGCGGUCAGGCGAGGAACACAUCCCGGCCAGAGCAACUUGACAACGAACAACGGCUGCGCACCUGUGCUGCCUAAACUCGCGAGCUGAGAUUAAUUUGCAGAAGCCGUUCGCUGUCACUCGCUCCCAACACUUUCGUGCUCGCUCGCCUCUUUGAAACGGCGGCAAGCGCUGCCUUUAAGUUUGGCCGAAUCUUGGGUACCCUGCACCGAAAUGACCGCCGUGAAGGCGCUAACAUCACUAUCGCUCCUUUGGUUUCUACUAGUGUGCGUACCAGUGGUUUGGUGCUUCGAUGAAGGCAACACCACCACGACUACGACACCGAAACCAGAUGAAGGCGUCGUGGGAAAGUUGCAGGCGCUCAUUGCCAGCAUGAUGGACAAGAUAUCUCCCGACUUGACGCGAAAGUUGCUAACGGCGGAAGUGUCAUCUACGUGCAGCAUCGGACUCCUCAAACUCGUUGGUGCCAUUCGAAGGACCGAACCAUGGGCUCUUAGACUCAUCGAUGCGAUGGGUAAAUACCCCACCGGACUAUUGCAAGCUACAAAAACUGACCUUGGAGCAUUCGACGAGUGCCUGGAAACUGUCGUACAUGACAGUUUUGGCCAUGAAGUUACGCGAGCGCAGUAUUGCAAUCUUGAUAUGCGCAUAAGCAAAGGUAGCAGCUUUGUUGAAACGACUUUUGCUGCAAUGAAAAUGGUCUACCCAAACCUAUACAGAUUCAAGGAGCAUAUAACCGACUUGCGUCUGCCACCAGUUCGCCUUGGAAUAUGCGUCACGAACGACUGCAAUGAGCAGGAAUUACAAGAACUCAUCAACAAAAUGGUACCACCUGCGUUAAAUCUGAAAGUAAGCAACUGCGUGACGAAUGUUCCAGCGCCGUUAACCAAUGGACAGAUGGCGAUAAUAAUAACCCUCGCGGUCCUUGCCGCAUUCCUUGUGAUUGGAACUGCCACUGAUGUCUACAUACGUUCAAAACCGGAGUACAAAGCAACAUGCGGUAUUCUGGUGCGGUGUCUCACAGCAUUUUCCCUCAUCUCGAAUACGAAAGUACUGUUGCAAGUGGUCAAAGACAAAAGCUCCGACGCCUACACUCUCCGUUUCUUCCACGGACUGCGCUUCUUCAGUUUGACGUGGAUUGUGCUAGGCCACUGCUAUGGAGCCGUAUCGCCAACUUGGUCCCGAAUGCUGAACAACUUACUCAUGGCUGAACGUAGAUCAAGCCUAGUGGUUCCGGCGGCCUAUAUAGCUGUGGACACAUUCUUCUUCCUCAGUGCGUUCCUAAUGUGCUACACAGUAUCAAGACAGAAGAAACCUGCCAUCGUCGUGUUCAUAUUUGCGGUGAUCCGACGGUUUAUAAGGACUAUGGUGCCGGUGUUCUUCGUUCUCAUGUGCAUGUACUUGCUCCCGGUGCUUACGUCUGGACCCGACGCAAAGGCCUAUUUUGAAAAGUUCUACGACGAAAUGAACCGUCUUUGGUUAGACAUACUACUUCAGGUUCAAAACUACAGGACAAAAGCGUUCUCCAUAUUGGUGCACCUCUGGUACCUCGCAGUCGACUUCCAGUACUUCCUUGUAAGCCUACCGAUUGCCAUCAUCUUGAAAAACCAUCGACGCUGGGCCAUUGGUGUGUUCGUCUUGCUUUCUAUAGUCAGUUGCUCACUGUCAGCAUGGCAGAUCAGUGGCACCCACAAUACACCUUUCGUGAUUGUUAUCACGGAAUCUAUGUCAAUAUUGGAGGACACACUGAACGACUACUACUUCCUACCUUUCUACCACGGCGUAUGCUAUUUUUCGGGCUGCAUUGCGUUCUAUCUGCUGCAAAGCUUCAGGGAUGUCAAACUGUCGAAGAUCGUAGAGUCACUAAUCUGGAUCGUCGCCCUAGUAGCUGGCGCGGGUUGCGUCUUUAAUAAGGAACCCUGGUACAGACACCGACAGCCGACCACCGAGGUCGGGGAGGUGUGUAUGGCGUUCUUCGAUCGAGUACUGUGGUCGGUGUUCCUCACCUGGACUACGCUGGCAUGCGCUACGGGACGAGGAGGAUACAUUAACAAGUUCCUCUCCUGGAAUGCUUUCGUACCGCUGAGCAGGCUCACCUUCGGAGUGUACUUGAUUCAUGCUCCCUUCAUUAUCUUGUACCUGCACAUCUCCAGAGAACGCAUUUUGUUCUCACACUUCUCUUUAGUUUCGCUGUCCUUUGCGAUCUUGCUUUGGAGCUACUGCCUCACGUACCUAAUGUUUGUGCUGUGCGAGGCUCCAACAGCGCAGCUGGACAAGCUCAUUUUCAUGGGCGCCGGAAGAAACGAGCGGCGGCCAAAACUGCCUCUCCAAAACGGCUCUCAACACGACAAAACGUGCGUUGUCCCGAAAGAAAGCGCACAGAAAGACCAAGCGUCCAUCGACCUGGAGAGCGGCAACAAAAAUAACAACAACUGCAACGGACGCAGCAUCGUUGGCCAGAGUGUUACAUACCAUCUUUAAGAAUAUUGCGUGAAGUUGCUUUAAUUUGCUUGCUAAGUCUGCGGUUUCACUCAAAGAACAUGUGCGCCCCAUGAUGCGUGGGCGAAUGCUGCCAGUAACAAGCCCGAAAGCAGGCCUUGUGGUAGGCAAAUUUUGCUGUAAAUAUUUCAUCGCGGAAGUUCCUUUCCUGUCUGGCUGUCUCAGGUCUAACCACAUUUUGAAGGUGGCCAUAACAAAAAGACCAGCAGUUUGAACUUUAUGUGAACUCUAUGUGUUAGUGUGUUCCAACCUAUAUUGUACUGUUUGUCUGGGAGUUUGUUAAUGCCGGCGAAUAUAGACGGUGUAUUCUUUCUGUCUUGUUUCAUCGUUUGUUUGUAUUAACACGGACUACCAUUGCUUUGCAAUGUCUUGGCUAAAAGAGGAGCAUAAUAC
This is a messenger RNA of Rhipicephalus sanguineus (brown dog tick), 2894 nucleotides long. RefSeq names its product nose resistant to fluoxetine protein 6. Gene Ontology annotation, molecular function: acyltransferase activity, transferring groups other than amino-acyl groups. The coding region runs from base 216 to 2483 and encodes 755 amino acids. The transcript is spliced from 15 exons. Lineage: Eukaryota; Metazoa; Arthropoda; Arachnida; Ixodida; Ixodidae. The record is from RefSeq and is a predicted model, not a curated record.